AUGGUUGCGAGCGAGUUAACUUUCCCUUUGCUCCAUUUCGGUUGAUUUGUGUUGCCUCCCUCCCUUCCUUCCUUGGAGACCAAGGUUUUGUCUAUUUGUUUGUAAUGUAAACACAGCGCUGGGACUGGCGAGAGUGAGAGAGAGAGAGAGCAAAUCUAAAUCUAGUAAAUCCGUGGUGGCUUGUAGUUUGGAAAUUAUCAUUGUUAUUAUUAUUAAUAUAAAUAGAUUUAGGGGGGGAAAUGGCGACGUUGCAGGCAGUGAUGGGGAAUUUGACGGCGAGCGAUCGGCGGAUGCUGACAGCCGUGAACAGCGGAGCAUCGAGCCUCUCCUUGCUUGGCUCUGGUUUCAUAGUUCUCUGCUACAUCUGCUUCAAGGAACUCCGCAAGUUCUCCUUCAAGCUCGUCUUCUUCCUCGCUCUCUCUGACAUGCUUUACAGUUUCUUCAGCAUUGUUGGGGAUCCGUCUAAAGGAUUGUUUUGUUAUGCUCAGGGCUAUAGCACCCAUUUUUUCUGCGUGGCUUCUUUCCUGUGGACUACUACAAUUGCCUUUACUCUUCAUCGUACAGUUGUCAGACACAAAACAGAUGUUGAAGAUUUGGAGCCUGUUUUUCACUUGUAUGUUUGGGGAACUUCUCUGGUUAUGACAGUCAUACGUUCUAUUGGUAAUGACCAUGGGCAUUUCGGUGAAUUAGGUGCAUGGUGUUGGACACAAACAGGGCGCACAGGAAAGGCGGUUCACUUCAUAACAUUUUACGUGCCAUUAUGGGGUGCAAUUAUUUUCAAUGGUGUCACAUACUUUCAAGUGAUACGCAUGCUAAACAAUGCGACACGUGUAUGUACUCAUUUACCUAUUUUCCUUCCCCCUUUUUUUAUACUUUUUUCAGACGACAACCAGAACUCCGACUGGGGAGACCCCUUUUCACCUAACUUAUGGUGCCGAGAUGUUGAGAACCCUGUUAAAAUUGUAUUUUUCACUAGGAAUGCUUUAAACCGAUGGGGUUAUUAUCCACUCAUUCUAAUAGGAUCAUGGACUUUUGGCACAAUCAACCGCAUUCAUGAUUUUGUUGAGCCAGGCCAUAAAAUCUAUUGGCUUUCAUUUCUUGACGUUGGGAUGGCUGCACUUAUGGGCUUGUUCAACUCAAUAGCAUAUGGCCUUAACUCUUCAGUGCGCCGGGUGAUAUAUGAAAGAUUGGAUCUGUUACCAGACAGGUUUCGAAGAUGUCUCCCAAAGAACUGGAAAUCCAGAGGCCAGCAGCAAGACAGCGAACUAGUCUCAUUGAAGGUUCAAGACCACCAAUAGCAAUUAGGACAUGUUAUCGUAGUGCAUUCACCUGCAAAAUGGUCAAUCCUAAAAUAAGGUUCCAACAUUUGUUUGUCAAAUUUGAUCGGAGUAGGGAUGAACAUGAAAACAAGGAAUACAGCUCUCACUGCUUCAUGCGAAGUGUUGUGGAUGCAAUGCCUCUCAUUAAAACAUGUCCAGUAUGAUUUGUCGGAUCAUUCCAUUGGUCAGUUUGUGGCCUUUUUUUGGUUUCUUCCUUUGUAAAACACUGCUGCCCUUGUGCUCCAGAGGAUGCUUAUGGAAGUUUCCCCCAGAGAUCUCAGUUGAGAUGGGCUGGCUAUUCCCCAAGUAGAAUCUCUGCCAGAGGUUUGUGGUUUCUGCUGUGAUCACGGCAUUGUAAAGAAUUGAAUUCCUUUGAUUGUAUCAGGAGAGGCUGAACAUCUUUUACUGAUUCAUCUAGCAUUGGUGAUUAACAAUUUUUUUUUUUUUGGUUUAUGAGUGCGUCAUUACUCCAUUAUUUUUAUGAUUAACAUGAAGUUCUGAUUUCUUUCUU
Camellia sinensis is the source of this 1830-nucleotide messenger RNA. The record is from RefSeq and is a predicted model, not a curated record. NCBI's taxonomy places the organism in Eukaryota, Viridiplantae, Streptophyta, Magnoliopsida, Ericales, Theaceae.